Cladocopium goreaui is the source of this 831-nucleotide messenger RNA. NCBI's taxonomy places the organism in Eukaryota, Dinophyceae, Suessiales, Symbiodiniaceae. The record is from the annotation of a GenBank genome assembly.
GCCCCACCCAUGGAUGUUUGGGACCUGGACAAUUCGCAGCCGGUUCCAGACAAAUGGGCGUUGACGAAUUUCCUCUCUCCAUUGGUCUUGCCCGCCGACAUCUUCGAUCUCAGGCAUUUCCAGUGCGCUGGCCUCGCUGAUUUCUUCCUCCACCGCGACGCCAACGACGCGGUACCCGAGGUGCCCGACGUGGAGCCAGCGCAUCCGGCCAUGCAGCCGGCGCCCAUUCUCUACUCGCUGAAGGUGCUGCUGAUGUCUUUGAAGCGGGUACCCAAUGAAUUUGAAGACGAAUCAAUUAGACGACAUUUGCUGGGACGCUUCGGCUUGGCUCUACCUGUCCACCGCAUUGCGGCCUUCGUGGCCUUGGCUCAGACCUUGCUGGCCGUUGAUGUGGGAACGCCUGGAAUCGACCGGGACGGGAGUGGUGGCCUGCAAAGCGCGCAGUGGCGUGAGCAAGUGGAGAUCGUGAUUCCAAAGAAAUACCUGGCAUAUCACACGGCCUUUUGCCCCAGCAUCAGCCCAAGUUUGACGAUGAGAUGCCCAAAAUGGCCGUUGGCUGUUUUCAGAUACGCCGCCGCCGUGGUGGGUGGCUACCUGACGCUGGAGGCGGCCUUGCAAAUCGUGGCGGCGCGGGCCAAGUCGACCGAAGACUUGGCCGAAGAGGGGGCCAUGUUGUCGGUGGCUGACUGGACCGCUGAGGAGUUGGAAGCGGUGGCAACUGGUCAGCGGAAGGGUCUUUGGUUGGCCGCUGCAGCUCGGCGUUCGUUUAAGCAACACAUGGGGGAUGACUUGGGGAUUAUGAAACUGGGCUAUACUGGGCUUACCACAUAG